This is a messenger RNA of Microplitis mediator, 1028 nucleotides long. RefSeq names its product probable rRNA-processing protein EBP2 homolog. The record is from RefSeq and is a predicted model, not a curated record. The coding region runs from base 132 to 830 and encodes 232 amino acids. The transcript has 3 exons. Lineage: Eukaryota; Metazoa; Arthropoda; Insecta; Hymenoptera; Braconidae. Gene Ontology annotation, biological process: ribosomal large subunit biogenesis; rRNA processing. Gene Ontology annotation, cellular component: preribosome, large subunit precursor; nucleolus; nuclear periphery.
AUGUCGCGAGCGGAAAAUUUUUACCGAGCGAAAUAAAUAAAUAACUUUGAUCUGAAACGUGAAUUUGAUUGAUCGAGUACUUGGUGAUAUUGUAUAUUAAUUUAUAUAAAUUUAAUUAAAAUAAAAUAAAAAUGAAGAGAAAGUCAAGUCACAUUGAAGAAGAAGCAGAAGAAUUCGAUUCCGAAGUUGAUUCCGAGGAAGAGCUACAGGAUGCAUUUGCUAAAGGAUUAAUAAAACCAGGACUAAACAAAGUCAUCGAACAGGAAACUAGAAAAAAAAAUAAUGACACCGAAUUAAUGAAGCAGAUAUUGAAAGAAAUAAAAUUAGAUUUACCAUGGCUAGAAACACUGGAUGUCGUAAACGCGCCGGCGCCAUUGGCACCAGAAUUAGCCCUACAAAUGUACGAGCAAGAAGAGCGACGUGCUAAGCAACUGCAGGGAAACAGAAAAUUGCAGCAGCUUAAACCAACUGAAGACCCGGUUAUCAACGACUUCAAAAGAGAGACGAUGUUCCAUCGACAGGCUCAGGCUGCCGUCAUGUUCUCUAUACCCAGGCUCAAAAAUAUGGGAAUCCCUACAGUGAGACCCGAAGACUACUACGCGGAAAUGGCCAAAGUUGACGAGCACAUGCAGAAAAUCCGGCAGGGCCUGCAGAUCAAGGAGCAGGCAGUCGCCCGCUCGGAAAAAGUCCGACAGCUGAGACAGCAACGGAAAGUCGGCAAGCAAAUGCAAAUAGAAGCGACUCUCAAAAAACACGCGGAAAAAAAACAAAUGCUCGAUGAGGUGAAGAAAUUCCGUAAGGGAGUUCGCAAGGACCUGAGGGUGAGCUAGGGAUAGGCAAAUGGAAAAAAUAUAUCGUAUCGAUAUUUUUAGACAAUAUCGAUAUAUGCAGAGUAAAAAAUAUCGAUAUAUCGAUACAUUUACUUUCAGGAGCGCGAUUACCAAAAAUAUUGUUAAAAUAUUCAAAUGUGAAAAGACAUUUGGUACUUUUGUAAGUUUUGCUUAUUAAUAAAAUACAUAUUUAAGUAU